This is a messenger RNA of Chelonia mydas (Green sea turtle), 7250 nucleotides long. RefSeq names its product xylosyltransferase 1 (gene XYLT1). Bases 213 to 2984 code for a protein of 923 amino acids. Gene Ontology annotation, biological process: chondroitin sulfate proteoglycan biosynthetic process; heparan sulfate proteoglycan biosynthetic process. NCBI's taxonomy places the organism in Eukaryota, Metazoa, Chordata, Testudines, Cheloniidae. Gene Ontology annotation, cellular component: membrane. The transcript has 12 exons. The record is from RefSeq and is a predicted model, not a curated record. Gene Ontology annotation, molecular function: protein xylosyltransferase activity.
CCCGCCCCAGACCCCUCGGCUGCUGCGGGCCAGGGGCUGCCACAUCGCCCGGCCUCCCCACUUCCCUCGCCCGCCCCAGCCCACCUCCCCCCACCGGUCCGCCUUCUCCCUCCCCCCGCCACCCUCGCUGCUGACGUCUGGCUCUGCCCGUCUGAAAACUCCGCGCCGCGGCGGAUGCGGCGGCUUUCAGGGGCUCGGCAGCCGCGGCGAAGAUGGUGGCGGCGCCCUGCGCUCGCAGGCUGGCCCGGCGCUCGCACUCGGCGCUCAUCGCGGCGCUCACCGUGCUGCUCCUGCAGACCCUGGUGGUGUGGAAUUUCAGCAGCCUGGACUCCGGCGAGGAGCAGCGGGCCGGCGGCGGCCGGGAGAAGCGGGACCGGGGCGGCGGUGGCGAGAGCAGCGACCACCGGGCGCAUCAGCACCGCAGAGGACCUGCUGCAUUCCACAGCAAGGCGCUGGACCAGCCUCCCCGUCCCUACACCGGCUUGGAGACCCAGGAUGGUUAUUUUUCCCACCGGCCAAAAGAGAAAAUGCGAACAGACAGCAAUAAUGAAAACUCUGUACCCAAGGACUUUGAAAAUAUUGAUAACAGUAACUUUGCUCCCAGGACUCAGCGGCAAAAAUACCAGCCUGAACUGGUGAAGAAGCCUCUUAGCAAGCAGAAGGAGCACUUGAAAAAGAAACUAGAGCAAGAAGGAAAGCUGAAGGAGAACUCACUCCUGGGGAAGAACUCCAAUGAAGUGCUUCAGUUCAGGCAUCAUGCUCAAAAGAACAGCAGCAGCAAUUUGAAGGAGAUUCACAAGUCUCCCCGACAGCCUCAUUUAAAAAGGAGUGGGAACAACUCCCCUGAAAUAAGAUAUGACCAGCCACCAAAAUGUGAAAUAUCGGGCAAGGAGGCAAUCUCAGCUCUGUCUCGGUCCAAAUCCAAGCACUGUCGGCGGGAGAUUGCAGAGAUAUACUGUCAACACAAGCAAGGAAAGCUGAUGCCUGAGAAGGUGAUGCGUUUGUGUCCCCUGGAUGGAAAAGCCAACAACAAUGUACAAUGGGACGAGGACUCCGUAGAAUACAUGCCUGCCAACCCAGUCAGGAUCGCAUUUGUCUUGGUUGUUCAUGGCAGAGCUUCUCGGCAGCUCCAACGCAUGUUUAAGGCUAUUUACCAUAAAGACCAUUUCUAUUACAUUCAUGUUGACAAGCGAUCCAAUUACCUACACCGGAAAGUGCUCCAGUUUGCUAGCCAGUAUCCGAAUGUGAGAGUCACCCCUUGGCGAAUGGCAACUAUCUGGGGAGGAGCGAGUCUUCUGUCCACCUAUCUACAGAGUAUGAGGGAUUUAAUUGAGAUGAAUGACUGGCCCUGGGAUUUCUUCAUUAAUCUUAGUGCUGCCGACUAUCCUAUCAGGACAAAUGAUCAGCUAGUGGCGUUCCUGUCCAGGUAUCGCGGUAUGAACUUCUUGAAGUCGCAUGGGAGGGACAAUGCAAGGUUUAUUAGAAAACAAGGUCUGGACAGGCUUUUCCUAGAAUGUGAUACACACAUGUGGCGCCUUGGAGACCGGAAAAUCCCAGAAGGAAUAACUCUGGAUGGAGGGUCAGACUGGUUCCUAUUGAACAGGAACUUUGUGGAGUAUGUCAUCUUUUCCAGUGAUGAUCUGGUGACAAAGAUGAAGAGGUUCUAUUCGUAUACUUUGCUUCCCGCUGAGUCCUUCUUUCAUACUGUCCUGGAAAAUAGCCCUCACUGUGACUCCAUGGUGGACAACAAUUUGCGCAUCACUAACUGGAACCGUAAACUGGGCUGCAAAUGUCAGUACAAGCACAUUGUUGAUUGGUGUGGCUGCUCGCCUAAUGAUUUCAAACCACCAGACUUCCACAGAUUUCAGCAAACCGCCAGGCCAACGUUCUUUGCCCGCAAAUUUGAAGCCGUGGUGAAUCAAGAAAUCAUUGGUCAGUUGGACUAUUAUUUGUAUGGUAACUACCCAUCUGGCACGCCAGGCCUCAGGUCGUAUUGGGAGAAUAUAUAUGAUGAGCCCGAUGGCAUCCAUAGCCUCAGUGAUGUCAUUCUGACCAUGUAUCACUCAUUUUCCCGCUUGGGCCUAAGGAGAGCUGAGACGUCAUUGCACACUGAUGGAGACAACAGCUGCCGGUACUAUCCCAUGGGCCAUCCAGUUUCAGUCCAACUCUACUUCCUCGCUGAUCGUUUUCAGGGCUUCUUAAUCAAACAUCAUGCAACAAAUCUGGCUGUCAGUAAACUAGAGACUUUGGAAACUUGGGUGAUGCCAAAGAAAAUGUUUAAGAUUGUUAGUCCACCAAGUGAUUUUGGAAGGCUGCAGUUUUCAGAGAUUGGCACUGACUGGGAUGCAAAGGAAAGGAUAUUUCGGAACUUUGGAGGACUUAUUGGGCCGAUGGAUGAACCAGUUGGCAUGCAGAAGUGGGGAAAAGGCCCUAAUGUCACAGUCACUGUGAUCUGGGUGGACCCUAUCAAUGUAAUCGCAGCUACAUAUGAUAUCCUUAUUGAAUCUAGUGCAGAAUUUACUCACUACAAACCACCUUUGAAUUUGCCACUGCGGCCUGGAGUUUGGACCAUUAAAAUUCUGCACCACUGGGUACCUGUAGCUGAAACCAAAUUCCUUGUUACUCCUCUUACAUUCUCCAACAGGCAACCUAUCAAACAAGAAGAAUCCAUGAGGUUGCACAGUGGGCCUCCUAAGAACGCGUACAUGGAGCAGAGCUUCCAAGGCUUGAAUCCGGUUUUAAAUAUCCCUAUCAAGGCAGCUCAAGUGGACCAGGCAAAAAAGAAUGCAGCGCUCAUAGGUACCGAGCUGGAGAACUGGGUGGACACCUUGGUCAGCGGCAUAUGGUCAGCAGUGGAUGUCUGUAGCACAGGUCCAACUUCCUGUCCAGUCAUGCAGGCUUGCAGUCAAACAGCCUGGAGUUCCCUGAGCCCAGACCCUAAGUCAGAGCUGGGUCCCAUUAAACCUGAUGGGCGUUUGAGGUAGCAUCUGGUAUACCCUUCUUUGGCACAGGUUUUAAAAGAGAAUUUAACCUUUCUUAUAUAUGAACCUGACUACAGAUUUCAAAACCUCGAUGAAACUUUUUGUUGUCUAUUUUUAAAAAUCUGGCAAAAUCUUUGGCAUUGUUUCUCCUUCAGAUCCAUCAGUCUAAGCUUCAGCAGCACUGUGCAUUUCCUCUGUAUCUUUUAUAGAGUCACAGUCCUUCUUCAUUCACUUCAUAUCUAAAAGGCUCCAACAUUUUCUUGCUCUGAUUAUGAAAUGGUAACAUAGCACAUCUGGUAUGUUCAGAGGGUAAAAAAGAAGCAGUUGCUAAAAAUAUCUUCUGUCAAAAACACCUAUGCAUAUUUUGAAUAUUUACAUUUUAAUUAUUUUGCUACCAUAAAUAACCAGAAACUCCAAUAUAUCUUUACCGGGAAGAAUGAUCUAUAAAAUAUGGUUAAAAUGUUUUACAAGAUGUAAAAAAAUUGGGACCCACCCUGACUAUUUUUAUAAUGUUAAGAAUUUCUAGGCUUGAUUCAUCAUUGUGUUAACUCCAGUUUCAGACCAGCGUGCAUCACACUGGCAUAGAAACCAGGCUAACAGAGUGGUGCAUUAGGCUUCCUCUCUCUUUUUAGAGGUCAGACAUUCUCAUCUAUUUGAUGAUCUCUGAACAAAAUGAGUGUUAUAAAAUGAUAUUUUUUAUUCCUCCUAUGAAUAGUCAUCAGUCACCACAAGGUCUGGGCACCACUUGCAGUAUUAAAAACAAGUAUUCUCAUUACCCAAAGUCCAGAUUCUUUGAAAUCUGCAUUUUAAAAAAAAUCCACACAGAACACCCUCUGCAUAUAAGCAGGUGUGCAAAUUCCACAUAUAUCAGCAGGUUUGUGCAUGCAGCUUAUAUGUAUGGACGCUCAGGCCCAGGCUGUGAUACUCCUGCUCACAUGGCAGCAUACCCUUUUCCAUGAGUAGCCUGAUUGGGUUCAAUGGGCCAACUCACAGUGUAAGAUUCUACUCUGAGUUAGUCAAAGUGGCAGAAUCUGGCCCUUAAUGAUGUAGGUUUGGAACCUUUUCCAUUGAUUUCAGUGGGCGAAAGACUGGGACCUAAUUAUGCAGUGAGCUGAUUCUGCACUAUUUUAAGUAGCGGCUAACUAGUCUAACACUAAUUGUCUCUGUUGGUCCCAGACCUGCCAGUAUUCAUGAAGAAGGAUAGUUUUGAGAUUGCAUGGUACAUCUGGAAGGUUGUGGAGAGUGGCACCUUGAGUGUAAUGGAGAUUCCUGACUGAAGCCAUGAAUUGAAUAAAGGAGAGCAAAUGCCCUUCUUCAGAGUGCUUUUAUUUUAUUUUAUUUAUUUUUGUCAACAAGCUCUAAUCUUGCUUGUAUUGACUCUUUUGACUCUUGGGCAGGCUGCAUCCUGUUUAAAUACAGAUGUGGUACAUCAUUUGAACCUGAGCUUUCAACACUGAAAAAAAUCCAAUUUUAAAUUCUGAGGACUUCUUAAAAUAUUUUUCUUAUAUGCAAAUUCAUCUCUAGCUGAAGCAUUUUGCAUGUAAUGUGCACUUUUAUUUUGUGGUCCGUUGAGUACAAUGUACCCAGAAACUUCAAGGAACCUUAAUGAGAUUAAUUAUAAAAUGCCCUAUUAAUUUAAUAAAGUAAGGUGUCUGUUUUCCCUUCUGUGGCAUGUAUAACUUUCAUUACCGCUAAUGAGAGUUAAGCUCACGCAUCUGGGAGGAAAUAGACCCUUAAAUCUUUUCAUAACCACAUAUCACAAAAAAGGUUGAAUUCUCUUUUAAAUAAUGGUUGCAAAAUGACCAUAAAACAGAGAUCCCAAUGGCUUGUUAUAUUUUUCUCCAUUUAGUUUAAAGCUCCUGCAGUUUGCUUUGGACUUGAAAUUUCAAUGUCAGCUGUGCUGGCAUUAAGGCAGAACAUUUAAAUGUUUAUCUGGAACAAAGGUGGAUGCAUAGGAGGAACAGUUUAGAUAUUUAUUUUUUAUGUUUUUAGUCAAUGACUAAUUCGUAGGUGCUGCUUUUGCAGCUUGAAGAUUUUAUCUUACUAACUAAAGCUGCCUUUAUUAAGAAAAGGCCUUUUCCUCCUCAGACCUCCAUUUCUUUCUACCUUCUUGAUUUUGACAGUCUGGCAGCUGUAGUUCUAGAAAAGCUUGUAGUUAUUAGAGCUGGUUGGAAAGUUUCUGUCUAAACAAUGUUCCUGUUUUUCAGCUGGCUCUAGCGGUGAGUGUGUUCAGACCAACAUUGCCAACAGGUUUAUAUAAUAGAAACACUUCUCUUUCAGUGCUUUUUAAAAAAUAAUACUUUUUAUCUAACAUUCCAUCAGAAAUGUCAAAUCUCCAGGGGACCACUAAUCUUCACUAUGAAUUUAGGGUUUUAGCCACAUUGACCCAAUGGGAAUUGCAAUGGCUAAAGUAAAAGCCCUGCAGAUCAAGUGGAGAUUAUCACAUUCAGUCAUGGAUUAGGGUAUAAAUAAUAAGAUUCAUCCACUCUCCUAGUCUUUAGAUCAUUCCAGUUAAAUCUGCUGAUGAAUUCAUGAGAUCUGGACUCUUGCACGCGCGUGCACACACACACACACACACACACACAGAGAUAACCAGGUUUUUAAAUUUGAUACCUUUUUUAUUAUUGAGGAGUGUUUUUUUAAUGCUUUGCUGGGAAGUUCUCAUUAUUAAAUUUCUCAAACAGAAGUUGGAAACAAUCCAGUCUCUCUUUUAUGGAUAGAACAGUAGCCACCACUUGUAUCAUUUAAAAUAUAAGAGAUUCAAAGGACUUUGUUUUAGUUCCUAUUUCACAAUUUUUAAAAAUCCCAAAUUGUUGGUGACACAAAAAUUUUAUGCUAUGUUGUAAACAUCUCAAAAGAAAUAUUUUAUAGUAUUUUAUUUUCUAAAUAACAAAAAGAGUCUAUAAGUACUGUAGCAAGCCGGCAAUGCCAGUGCUGCUAUUAAAAUACUAGAAGUAAAAAUAAAGGGUCAAAUCCUGCAGUCCUUCUUAGGCAAACUUCUAUGGAUGGAUGAUUCUGAGUACAGUCUUUAGACUCAAGCCCAGCAUAAGUGAAAGUAUGACACUGGGCUAUGAAUAAAGUCUGUAUGUGUUUAAAAGCAGCAGAGAAUGAGACUCUUCGAGAGCUUCUCAGUUCACAGCAUUAUUUGAGGUAGGUGUCAAGCUUUCGACCGAAAUGAUCAUGUUCUACCAUAGCUGCUAUUCUGCAGAUACAGAAGAAUACAAAAUAUAAUGGACAGUGUGUCAUAAAGUUCUAUAAAUUAUGAAGUGAAAAAUCAUGGCAAGCAAGACUGUUUCUAUUUGCGAACAGAGCCUGCCCCAAAAUUAUUACUAAGACAGUACUGCUAAGGUCUAGAUUCUGCUCAGUGUCUUUUCCAGUUCUAAAAUACCGGGCACUUGAUACCUAUGAUGAACAUUAUGUCUUGUUAGAAGAGAAUAACUUUCACAGAUCUUACAUUUGGUAAAAAGGAGAAUUCGAAGCAGGGAGCCACUGUUUAUAUGAAACAAACAAGUUAUACAUGUGUUCAUUUGAAAGUUCUAAUAGUAUUUUCAGAGCAUGCUGGCUAGUGAUAUUUUAUAAGAUUCCAUUUGAAAGCCAGCUGUGACCAUAUGCCUUCCAUGGGAGAAGCGUGUAUUUCCAUAUGCACUGUGUGGAGUGAUGUGCUCAUUUAAACACCAUGCCCCUGCCGCUAGACAGACAUGUGGCACUUGUACAAUCAACCAGCCUGAUUCAGGCCAGAAGGAUAUGUGGCAAAAUGCAGAACAUCUGCAUACCUUUUUUUAUGAAUUAAAUCCAAAGUGAAUCCUAGUGAUAUGCAGACCUGCUUCUGUGGUGAUAUUAUACCUUGAGGCGAACAGAAAUUAGUUCAAAUGAGUUUAUUUUCUAGAUGUGGACCAGUUUUUUUAUUUAUAAAGUUUGACUGGAUAUGGAGUAAUAAUAUUUAUAUAUUAGGUUUCUGAUGUGUGACAUUUUUAGUAUUAAAAUCAUGUCCUCAUUUUUGUUCUAUAUGCAGGGCUGAAGGGACAGAGUAUACUAACAAUUUUCUCAUUGGCAAGUACUGCUACAAGCUAUAUCUCUAUAGCUAAAUGUGGAGAGCUAGGUGUAUACAGUAGGGUGUAACAGAUUAACUUUCCUAGAUACUGGCUUCAACGCAAAAAAUCUUGCACAUACCGUUGCUUUAAUGAUGAUCCUACAGCACCUUCCAAAGGAUCAGCUAAUGGGUAUUCAGCCUCUGGCCAUCCUUUACAAAUCUAAUGGUACCGGUAACAU